UCUACAGUGGACUUGUCCCAUUCCACAUGGCUCUUUCUAUUAUUGUGCUGGUCUGCACAUUUAUUGUGAGUGCAUUCACAAGCACGAUUGCUAUCCAAAUGAACGGAACUGAAAUGUUGAGCUUAGUGUGUGGCUCUACCACUAUCUCUAUCAAAGCUGCCCAGCAAGUUGUACAGUCACAGGAGUGGCUCUUCCCGCUCAUUGUCAUCAUCAUCAUGAUUCAAGUGAUUUGCCUCCAUCAACUCGUAUAUGCACCUACCAUCAAGCCCGAAGUGGAAAAGAAACAAAAAACUGUGAGAAAGGGCGGAAACGGUUCAGUCGAACAUGCUACUUUUAUCAUUGGCUCUGACACAUAUGUUCUCUUGAAAUCUCAAAUUCCAGGCAAUGAUUCAGAUGGCGAUGACUCGGAUAGUUCUAAUAUGAAUUAUGAUGAUGGGUUCAUUGGAACCUCAUCCAUUUAAAAUGUAUUUUUGUGGUUGUAGUUGGAUUCAAGUUGCAGAAUAAAAUCAAAUUCAACU
This is a messenger RNA of Caenorhabditis elegans, 518 nucleotides long. It is a transcript of the gene F55G7.5, whose product is annotated as Membrane-associated protein. NCBI's taxonomy places the organism in Eukaryota, Metazoa, Nematoda, Chromadorea, Rhabditida, Rhabditidae. The record is from RefSeq and is marked reviewed. The transcript is spliced from 2 exons. The coding region runs from base 27 to 461 and encodes 144 amino acids.